Messenger RNA from Protomyces lactucae-debilis, 1720 nucleotides. RefSeq lists its product as uncharacterized. The record is from RefSeq and is a predicted model, not a curated record. The transcript has a single exon. NCBI's taxonomy places the organism in Eukaryota, Fungi, Ascomycota, Taphrinomycetes, Taphrinales, Protomycetaceae. The coding region runs from base 78 to 1526 and encodes 482 amino acids.
CAACGAUCGCGACCACAACAACAAGACAGAUCUCGUAGCACAAGUCUGCCACAGGAGCACAGAGGCAACGAGGCCAGAUGUCGACUCUCACUGCACCGACCCCUCUCAAGAACAAGCGCAAGGUCUUUCAAGACGACUUUACUCCGCGCUCAAGUCACGUCGACAAAAAGAUGAUCCCAGGCACGCCGGGCUAUUCAAGUACAACCGAUCCCGUCGAUGCUGGCAAGGACUCCUUCGUACACGAUGAGGCUCAAAAGGAGAAUAUUGCGCAUCAGCGUACAGAAGACGCGGAUGUCGCGACGCCCAUCAAAAUCAAGGCCACACCAGCCGUGAAGAGCGUGUCGCGUCAUGCUUCCGAUGUAGGCAAGCCUGCUUUGUCGGAACGCGGCUCUAGUGAAGACAAUCAUGCGGAUGCGUCACCUCAGAAGUCUAUGUCUACAACACAAUUCGAUGGCUCUGCUUCAACAACGAGUAUGUUAUCACAGCCAGAUUUUUCAGCCUCUGUGUUGCAACACGCAUCGAGCUUCACUGAAGAUCCAAAGGAGCUUGACGCGCCUGAAGCGGAUGAGCCUGACGCCGUACCAGAACAAACACCUGCGUCGCCGGAAUCCGCAACGGAGGGCGAUGAGUCCCAAGUCACAGCGACACCACGCGCCUCUCGCUCACCCGUCCCAUCAAGACUGCGUUCACCCUCGCCUCAUAAAUCAGACGCACGACCGCAAUCGCCGACUCGAACACCGCGCUUGCUGCGUGAUUUCCCACUUCCACUCACAACACCCCGAAAUCUCGUUGAAGCAGCUUUACAAGGGAGAGGUCAGCAUCCCAUUCAACAAUUACAGAUGCAGCAUCAUGCUGAACAAGCACGUCUCAACUCACAACAAAACACACCUGUACGGACACAAGAGACUGCACCAGCUACAGAAGACUUACUUUCCUUCCAAACCCCAGCUCCGAAAAGCACAAGAAAGUUACCAGCGGAUUUAGAUCUGAUGGGCGAAGCGACGCUCGGCGCACCUGCCUCCGCCGUCCUACAACGUUUCAAAACGGCAGAUGGUGAAGAAAUGCUCCUGGACAUGACACCACGCGUCUACUCACCACGUUCAAUUCCGUUGUAUACGUUAGAUGACAUGGAGAUGUUGAAACGCGAAUUUGGUGAUGCUCAACGGAUGCUAGAGGAGAAGAUUGAGAGUCUACAUGGUCAACUUGCUGCCAGUGUGUCGCAUGCCAAUCAUCACGCUGCAUUGACAACACAGGCGGAUUCACUACAUAUGCAGUACUCAAAAAAGCAUGUUCGCAAGGUCACUGCGCUGAAACAAGAUUGGGAUCGAAAAAUGACGGAACGACUGGCACGGCAACGAUCAGAGAUGGAACAGGAGCGGGAAGAAUUACAACGGCUUCUCAAGGAACGUGAUGAGCAGCUUGAGACACUGACGCAGCAGUUGGCGCAGGAACGGCUGGAGAAGAAGGAGGUGAUUGAGAUGGGUGAGCAGAUCCUGGCAAUGGUUGGGAAUACUGCGCCGAGCUAGGCCCUAUAGUCAGUGCAUCUAGUCAUCAAACCGCCCAUGGUCAACUUGUUUAAAGUAUUGAUUGUCUGCUGCUGCUAAAAGGGAAAGAAGAAUGAGAAGGUACUCGAUGCUGGUGCUGUACAAACCAAUUAAUUGUGUGUGCGUGUUUUGUGUUUCUCGAUAAAGUCCUUCGCCACCGCUAGUCCUCAUCUUGU